UGCGGGGCCGGGACCUGCCUUUGUUCCCCGCAGCGCCGGCCCGCAGCCCUCCCCGGCCGCAGGGACCGGCACACGGCCGCACGGACACGGAGCAUCCCCGGAAUGAGCCCCGCUGCUGCCCGCACCGGAGAGACCGCCCCGGGCGCCGCCGCCGUGCCCAGGGGCUGAAACGCUGGGCCGGCCCCGCCUCCGCCGUCCCUCUUUCCCUUCCUCCUUCUCCUCCUCCUCCUCCUCCUGCUCCUCCCGGGGCCUCCGAUGCCGCCGCCUCCCGCCCGCUGCUGAGCCGUGACGGGCGGGGGCCCCCGGGACCCCGCCGGGGACAUGGGCAACGGGAUGUGCUCCCGGAAACAGAAGCGGAUUUUCCAGACGCUGCUGCUGCUGACCGUGGUGUUCGGGUUCCUGUACGGGGCGAUGCUCUACUACGAGCUGCAGGGCCAGCUGAGGAAGGCUGAGGCCACGGCGCUCAAGUACCAGCAGCAUCAGGAGUCGCUCUCGGCUCAGUUACAAGUUGUGUACGAGCACCGGUCAAGAUUAGAAAAGUCAUUGCAAAAGGAAAGGCUGGAACAUAAGAAAGCAAAAGAAGAUUUUCUUGUUUAUAAACUAGAAGCACAGGAAACACUAAAUAAAGGAAGGCAAGACUCCAACAGCAGAUACAGCGCUCUGAGCGUGCAGCACCAGAUGCUGAAGAGUCAACACGAAGAGCUAAAGAAACAGCACGCUGACCUUGAGGAAGAUCACCGGAAACAAGGAGAGGAGUUCAGCAGGACAUUCAGUGAUCACAAGGAGCGAUACCUACAGCUGCAGCAGGAAAAGGAGCAGGAGAUCUCCAAGCUGAAGGAAUCCCUGUAUAACUUGCGGGAGGAGAACAGGCAGCUGAGAAAAGCUCACCAAGACAUUCACACCCAGCUGCAGGAUGUCAAGCAACAGCAUAAGAACUUGCUGUCCCAGCACAACGAGCUUGUGGUGACAUUGGAAGACCACAAGAGUGCACUAGCUGCUGCUCAGACUCAGGUGGAGGAAUACAAACAGCUGAAGGACACGCUCAAAAAAAUCCCAAGUUUCCAAGACCCGGAGAAGGUGGAAGGAGGGAAUGAGCAGCCCGAGGCGCGGGGUCCGUCCCCCCACAGCCUCCCCUCGGAGCAGCACGCAGCUGGGGCUGAGCAGCAGCAGGAGAACGAGAAGCCAAGGGAGAGAGAAGAAAUAAAUAGCCAGGAGCAGGACAGGGCUGAGCCUUUCCACGUGCAGGGAAGGGCUCACGAGGGCCAGAACGCCAAGGAGCUGAACGUCCAGGAGCAGCGAGAAGCUGGGGAGGAUGAGGAGCAACGGGCAGAGCAGAUGGAGGAAGAACGCAAAAAGGAGCUUGAGGAGGAAGAAAUGGAGCAGGCAGGGCAGCCUGAGCGCCUGGAGGAGGAACAGGACCAGGUCCCAGAAGAGCACGAAUGGAAGAAGCAGGAGCAAAAGGAGGAGGAAACCAACAUGUUGGGUGAUCACCUGCAGCCAGAGGUAAUGCCAACCAAGAGAGAGAAAGCAGCUUAUGAGCAGCAGCUGGAGCAGCAGCAGCUUGGAGCCCAGAGAGCAGAGGAGGCCAAGCAGCUCCGGCAGCAGCAGGAGUCCCUGCACCAGCAGAGGCUGCGAGGACAGCUCCUGAGGCAGCAGCAGCUCCAGGAGAGAGAGCUCCAGCUGCAGAGACAGGCAGAGCAAGGGGAGAAACUCCACAAGAACAGCCUCAGCCAACAGGCUCAUUAUGAUAACAUGGACCAGGACAUUGUACAAGGGGAGGAAGAGCAAGGUGUUCAGGAGGAGGAAGGAGCUUAUGAACACGACAACCAGCACCAGGAUGAAGGUGAAGAUGAUGAUCAGAAUAAUGCAAAUGAGCAGCAAGAAGCAGAACGUCAGGCAGAAAAUCAGCAGGCUGAUGAAUCAAAGGCGGCCAUGGAAGAUGUGAAUCCUGCUGAUGACCCCAAUAAUCAGGGAGAAGAUGAAUUUGAAGAAGCUGAGCAAGAGAGAGAAGAAAAGGUGCCGGAUGAAAACGAAAAGCACAAGGAGAUGGGUCAGAAACAAGGACAUCCAGGAAUGGAGGAGCACUUGGUGAUGGCAGGAAAUCCUGACCAGCAGGAGGAUAAUGUGGAUGAACAGUACCAGGAAGAGGGAGAAGAGGAGGUGCAGGAGGAUCUGACUGAAGAGAAGAAGCGAGAGCUGGAGCGCAAUGCUGAGGAGCCCUAUGGGGAAAACGAGGAAAAUGCAGAUGAAAAGAAUAACAGAGGGACAGACCAAGAGCAAGAAAUGCAAGACAACAACCAGAAAGAAAUUCAUGAAGAAAAUUAUGAGGAGGAAGAGGAGGAGGAGGAGGAAGGCAGAGCUGUUGCAGCAAAAACUCGCAGAAGAGGGGAGAUGUAGUUCUUCCCUUCAUUUAUCUUUUUCCAGUACACAAAUUCCUGUUGUGUUUUUAUGUUUUAAAAACCAACUUUUCUUAGGUUAUUUAAUUUCAAAAAAAAAAAAAAAGAAAAAGAAAAAAAAGCUUGUGUUUUUUCCACUUUUUACUUUUCUAUUAGGUGCUGUCCUGUGUU
Hirundo rustica (Barn swallow) is the source of this 2567-nucleotide messenger RNA. It is a transcript of the gene GOLIM4, whose product is annotated as golgi integral membrane protein 4. The record is from RefSeq and is a predicted model, not a curated record. The coding region runs from base 322 to 2397 and encodes 691 amino acids. The transcript has 16 exons. Gene Ontology annotation, cellular component: Golgi apparatus; Golgi membrane. NCBI's taxonomy places the organism in Eukaryota, Metazoa, Chordata, Aves, Passeriformes, Hirundinidae.